Arachis duranensis is the source of this 6160-nucleotide messenger RNA. RefSeq lists its product as uncharacterized. Gene Ontology annotation, cellular component: RAVE complex. Gene Ontology annotation, biological process: vacuolar acidification. NCBI's taxonomy places the organism in Eukaryota, Viridiplantae, Streptophyta, Magnoliopsida, Fabales, Fabaceae. The record is from RefSeq and is a predicted model, not a curated record. Gene Ontology annotation, molecular function: protein binding.
AUGAAUCAAAGAAAUUCUUCUUCUAUUAAUCCCAUCGAUCACUUGCCACUCCAACUCCACCGAUCCGACGUCGUUCCACCGUCACCUUCCCCUUCUUCCGCCAUCGAUUUCCUCCCCGAUUUCGCCGGAUACUCAUGGAUCGCUUACGCUGCUUCCUCUCUCCUUUCCAUCACUCACUUCCCUUCUCCUCUCUCUCACAAACAGACUCGCAUCGGUUCCAUUUUCCGCCAACUCUUCGAGCUCUCCGGCGACCCUUCUUCCUUUGUCUCCGCCGUCUCAUGGUGCCCCCGGACCCCUUCCUCCGGUGAACUCGCUGCUUCAGCUCAAAAUUGCAUCUGGGUCUUUCACCAUCGAUCUGCUACAUCAAAGGGUUCUUUUUGUUGGAGCCAGAAUGCAGUGCUUGUACAACAAACGAAGGUGGAGGCCAUCAAAUGGACAGAAUCAGGGGAUGGAAUAGUUUCUGGCGGAAGCGAGGUGGUUUUCUGGAAAGAGAGUAAUAAGCGUUGGGAAAUAGCUUGGAAGUUCAAAGUGGAUCAACCUCAAACUCUUGUUUGCACAACCUGGUCUAUUGAGGGCCCUUCGGCAACCACGGCACAUCAUGGUAAAGAACAAGUUGAGGGGUCAUUAGCAAAUCAGGCAAGCAAAUGUGUGUUGGUAAUUCAAAACAAUGGACAAUCUGAAUAUUCAACAGCCAACCUACGGCAUCCUCUACCUGUCGUAAUGAUUCAGUGGAGACCGUCAAGAAGAAGGCUAUCAAACGGAUAUGAGGGGCAUUCAGUUAGGCAUGUAUUAUUGACCUGCUGCUUAGAUGGAACUGCAAGGUUAUGGAGCGAGAUUGAUCAUGGGAAGGCUAGAAGGAAUGCGAAGGAUACCAAUGAUCUAAAGAUCACAGAGCGCUCUUUUUGUGUUGUUGGUGUAAUUGAGAUUAAUCAAGCCUUGAAUGGAACCCUAGGUUCAAAUAUAUUUGUAUCAUGGGGAAGAGAAAUGGAGGGAAUAUUUAAAAUCGGUGAAGGAGUGAAGCAAGAUUUCUCCAAAGAAAGAUUCAAGGAUGAUGUUAGAAAUUGUGAAUGGCUAAUAGGUUUUGGUCCUGGAAUGUUGCUAAGCUUUUGGGCUGUCCACUGUCUUGAUGACAUUUCACCACUUAGAUUUCCUCGAAUUACAUUAUGGAGGAAACAGGAAUUCCAGGCCAAUGACAUAGGAAGCACACAUAAGUUUGGUUCAUCUGAUUUUAAAAAUGCAUUACUUCUGCAUAAAGUCAGUAUAUUGAGGAACUGCUUGUCUGGUCCACCUAUAGUCUGCUCUCCACUCCAGUUAUUACAUUGCAAUUCUUUAGUUUGGUCAUAUUUGCGUAUUCAAGCAAUAGACGAUACUGUUGAGACCUCCCUUGAUAAAGCCAAAACAGAUUACAUCUCCAAUUUGAGCGGUGGAGUUUUAAACUUAGAUGGUCACAGUGGGAAAAUUUUAAAGGUUUCAAUUCAUCCUCAUAUAUGCGAAGUUCAAUUUGCUGCUUCUCUUGAUAAGAAUGGGCUGAUUCUUUUUUGGUCACUUUCUAACAUUUCAAACUGCAUUUUGAAAUGUCCAACUUUGGUUCCUUCUUGGGAACUUUGUGGGAAGCUUGUAACUCAAGGCUCAUGCUCCAAGUAUACAAGUUUGAGGUGGGCACCUUCAGUACUUAAUGACAACCUGGUUUUAUUUAUGGGACAUGCCAGGGGGGUUGAUUGCUUCAUAGUCAAUAUUUGUCGAACUGAAGAAGAAAAUGUAGAAUGCCACUACUUAUGCACUAUUCCUUUUAAUGGUCAUGGUCCUUUUAAGCAUGGCCCAUCUGAUAUAUUUGCAAUUCCUUUGAACUCGACUUGUAAUAAAACGUUUCAUAAUAAUAAAAUUAUGCUAUUGGCAAUUUGGAUAGGGAGAUUCCAGGCCCUAUCAUGGGAAGUUAACUUACACUCAUUCGAUAUGUCAACAAGCUGUUGUGAAUGUGGUAUUGAUGCUAAAAUCCCCGAUAAUGGUGAUAUUUGGGCAUUUGAAAGUACAUUUGCUAAUAAAAGAUAUUUCAUUGCUGUAAAUCCUUGUUCUUCUGAGUAUCCAACACCUGAUGAUCUAGUUACCAGCUUUGCUGUGGUUGAUGCAGUCACUCUAAGCCACAGACAGCAGGAGUUAGGCUUUGCAGAUGAUCUAUGUAGUGGUUAUCCUGCUUCUAUUAUGGCCACGGGUUGUUCCAAUGGUAGCUUGAAACUUUGGAGAAGUAACUGUGGCAACCGAUCAGCUCUGCACUUGCCAUGGGAGCUUGUGGGUAUGUUUACUGCACAUGAUGGUCCGGUCAAUUAUAUAUGUUUCACUGAUUGUGGUCAGAAGAUAGCUACUUGCUGCAACAGAAGUGAUUCAAAUGGCGUCAAUACCAUUCAUAUAUGGGAUGCUGUAAACCUGAUCAGUGAAGGGACUUUUAUUUUGGAAGACAGGCUAACUUUUGAAAGUAAUAUUUGUAGUCUAAAUUGGUUAACUUUAGGUACUGGUCAGUUGCUGCUUGGAGUUUGCUUGGAAAAUGAAUUACAAGUUUUUGCGCAGAGGCGUUUUGAUGGUAUGACUUUGUCAAACUCUGUAAAGUUUCCGAAGAUUAAUAUAUGGAUUAAUAUUGCAUUUGCUCAGACUUCCCUUCCAAUUCGUGAUUUCUUGUGGGGUCCCAGAGCUACAGCAGUGGUAGUUCAUGAAAAUUACUUUAGUAUAUUCAGUCACUGGUUGUUUCAAGAGGAUAGAAAACAAGGGAGUAAUUUUCAUUUCCGUGAUUCCAAGCCAAAUGCCGCAAAUUGCAAGGGUGAAAUAUAUGAAGACGGACCUACAAUUCUUACCGAUUGUGACUCCAUGCAGUCCUCCAAUAUUAAUAUGAGGGAUGAUGACCGAUCAAGUAGCUUAUGUCUGGCCAAGAAGCAAUUGAAGUCUGAAAUUUGCACGAACAUUGGCUUAUGGAGCAUCUUAGAAGUAGCUGAGACAAUUAGUAGGCCUUUGCCUACAUAUCACCCCAAUAUUCUCCUCACUAAUAUAAGUUCAGGAAAUUGGAAACGUGCUUAUGUAGCUGUGAAACAUUUUGUUGAAUAUUUGACUUCUAAUAAUGAUCCUAAAAUAAGGUUCGUCUCCAAAAAUAAGGGUCUACCAGAGAUGAGUUUGUCAUACUAUCUAGAAGGAAGCCUGUCAGAAGGUUCCCAAGACAGGAGAUUCCAAUGGAGUGGAGAUAUUGCGUCAAUCACGUCAACUUCUCACAUGGAAAGUAGCAUUUCUACCUCAACAAAGUCUGAGCUUAAUGGCUUUGUUGAAUCCAUUGAGAAUUCGCCCGAGUUAUUGCAUUUGACCAAUGUAGAGAAGUCAGAGAUUCUUGCAAUCAUUGAUUUGCUUGGCGAAGUUAGUAGUCCACACUUGUCUUCUGCAUACCAAAGUCUUGAUGAACCUGGCAGGAGGUUCUGGGUUGCGUUGAGGUUUCAGCAACUGUUUUUUCACCGAAAGUUUGCUAGAGCUGCGUCUUUCGAAGAAUUGAAUGUUAGUUCAAGGUUGUUUGUGUGGGCUUACCACUCUGAUUCCCUAGAAAAUUUAUUUGGUUCUGUCAUACCCAGUGAACCAUCAUGGCAAGAAAUCCGUGCUUUGGGUAUGGGCUUUUGGUAUGCUAGCGUACCUCAAUUACGUGCAAGGAUGGAGAAAUUGGCAAGAGCUCAAUAUUUGAAAAACAAGAAUCCUAGGGAUUGUGCAUUGCUAUAUAUUGCACUGAACCGAAUUCAAGUUUUGGCUGGCCUUUUCAAACUCAGUAAGGAUGAGAAAGACAAGCCUUUAGUGGCCUUUCUUUCACGUAAUUUUCAGGAUGAGAAAAAUAAAGCUGCUGCUUUGAAAAAUGCAUAUGUGUUGUUGGGAAAGCAUCAGGUGGAAUUAGCAAUCUCGUUUUUUUUGCUCGGAGGUGAUCAUUCGUCUGCUGUAAAUAUUUGUGCUAAGAACCUUGGGGAUGAACAACUUGCACUAGUUAUUUGUCGCCUUGUUGAGGGCCAUGGUGGACCAUUGGAGCGUCACUUAAUAACAAAGUAUAUACUUCCUUCUGCAAUUGAAAAGGGAGACUACUGGCUUGCAAGCCUUCUGGAGUGGGAAAUGGGUAAUUAUUAUCAAUCUUUUCAUAGAAUGCUAGAGUUUUCAAUAACUCUGGUGGCUCAGGAGUCCACUGUCAUGUCCAAUUGUGGUCCUUUUCUGGAUCCAAGUGUUGGUACUUUUUGCCAUAUGUUAGCAACAAAGAAUAGCCUCAGGAAUGCUGUCGGGGAGCAAAAUUCAGCGAUUCUUUUAAGAUGGGCUACUUUGAUGACAGUUACUUCCCUAAAACGAUGUGGCAAUGUUAUUGAGGCAUUGGAAUGUUUCUCAUCUUCAAUGAGCAUGCAUGGGACGGCAGAUCAAGGGAGCAAUUUGAAUGUCAGCCAUAAUGUGCUUUCCAGUCCAUUAAAGCCUUUGCCAAGAAAAUCUUCUAACUGGUUGUCCUCCGAUGUGUCUGUUCAUCUGGAGUUCCAUAAGAAAUUGAAUUUGGCACUACGCUACUUACUGAAAUUGAUAAGAGAGCAUCCAAGUUGGCUUGAGACUUUCACUGAACCUGUUGGGGAAGCUUCUUAUGAUGAUGAAUGUAUGAUACAAUAUGAGAAGUCAGUUGAAAGUUUUAAGCAAAAGUUAUGCACAGGGAUUUCUCUAUAUGAACGGAGGUUUUCGUUGCCUCCUAGGUCUCUUAUCAGUAAGAUUUUACUCUUUCUAUGCCAUCAUGGAUUAUUGUACAUUGGGUAUGAUAUCGCCGAUGGAUGCGCUCGAGGAGAACUAUCUCAAAAGAAGAGUGAUGUGUCUGAUGCUUUCAGUUUAUAUCGCUGUCGGGUUAAACCCUUCUUUAAGACUGUAGAAGAAAUCUCCUUUUUCUACUCAAGAUUCAUUUCUGCCUGCAGCAUGGGAUAUUCUGAACAAAGUUCAACUUCUAUUGAGAAAGUUGCAUCUACGGAGAGUCGAUCUAUGUUUUCUGAUGCUUCGAAGUCUCACUUUGGAGGUGUUCUGAUUUCAUUAUGGUAUUUAAGAGCCAUUUUCAAGAUCGAAUUGCGGUCCAUCAGCAUAGAUCAUGUCAAAGAACAUCUAGAUAUCCUUGAUUUAUUUGAGUACUUUUUACAGUUUUCCUUAGCUUGGCUUCAAAGAAACUCAGGAGCACUUUUAUUUAUGGUGGAACCAUUCUUGACUGCAAAUGCUAAUGGUUGUAAUCAUUAUGAGGCUGAUAUGGUGAAUCUGAAGAACCGUUUUCCUAAAUUUGCAGAGUUGUUGACUCGAAAUUCAUUCACAACAAAUGUACAAAACCUCCAAGUCUCUGAAUGUACAGAAGAUGGAAAAGUUGAUGACACAAAGCAUUCAAUUCCAGAAGAUGAAAGAUGGAAGAUUCUAGGGAUCUGCUUGUGGCGACAUAUGUCUAGAUUUAUGAUAUCUAAUUUAAAUUUGGUUCUUGAUAAACUUGAAGAUGGUAACAGUUCAGGUUCUUUCCACAGAAAUUUUGCUCAUAGGGAGUUCACGCUCUUAAGUGUUGAUUCCGAUAGCAUCAGCUUGCCUGAACAGAUUCGAUUACUCUCGUUUAGCUUAUGUGAUUUACUGACAACAACAGUUACCCACAUUUCUUCUUACCAUGUCAAGCAACUUGCAGAAUAUUUGUGGCAGAAAUUGGAGAAUAAUUCGAAUGUGAUGACUCUUGAAUGGCUGAAACAAUCACAUCAAUCAGAAUCCAGUCAAAAACAAAACCUGGACAUCUUGGAACUGGUGAAUGGGAAAGAUGAAUGUUCAGUUCAUCAGUUACUGUGGGACCACUGUGCCGAUCAAAAAUUAAUAUCGGAAUGCUUUGCUCAGGAAAAACUCAAUUGGUCAAAUUAUUUGGAUCAUGUGCCUACUAAAGGAUGGAACGACAUGCAUAUACUUCUGACAGGGCAACAUAAAACUGAUGACAUGCGUGAUAAAGAAUCUAAACUUGGCGUUCCAUUACAAACUCCUGAAGUUCAAUCUCCUGUUAAAGGAAUGUUCCCAAGUGGCAAUGCUUCGACAAGUUCCAACCAGAAAGAUAUAUCUAGUAGGAACAUUUCAAUUUUCCAUAAUCCCAGAGAAAUGUGCAAGAGAAAUGGGGAACUUUUGGAGG